This is a messenger RNA of Alexandromys fortis (reed vole), 2105 nucleotides long. RefSeq names its product sclerostin (gene Sost). Bases 161 to 802 code for a protein of 213 amino acids. The record is from RefSeq and is a predicted model, not a curated record. Lineage: Eukaryota; Metazoa; Chordata; Mammalia; Rodentia; Cricetidae. Gene Ontology annotation, molecular function: BMP binding. The transcript is spliced from 2 exons. Gene Ontology annotation, biological process: negative regulation of BMP signaling pathway; negative regulation of Wnt signaling pathway; ossification.
CCUUUCCCCCUGGGGAGGGGGGUGAGGAAACAUGGGACCAGCCCUGUUCCAGCCCAUCCUCAUUGGCUGGCAUGAGGCAGAGGGGGCUUUAAAAAGGCGACUGUAUCUAGGCUGAGGACUGGAGCCUGUGCCACUGAGUGUCCUCCCUCCACCUGGCACCAUGCAGCUCUCGCUGGCCCUCUGUCUUGUCUGCCUGCUUGUCCAUGCUGCCUUCCGUGCUGUGGAGGGCCAGGGGUGGCCGGCCUUCAAGAAUGAUGCCACAGAAAUCAUCCCUGGCCUCAGAGACUACCCCGAGCCUCCCCAGGAGCUGGAGAACAACCAGACCAUGAACCGGGCAGAGAACGGAGGGAGACCUCCCCACCAUCCCUAUGACACCAAAGACGCGUCCGAAUACAGUUGCCGCGAACUGCACUACACCCGCUUCGUGACCGACGGGCCGUGUCGCAGCACCAAGCCUGUCACCGAGCUGGUGUGCUCAGGUCAAUGUGGCCCCGCGCGCCUGCUGCCUAACGCCAUCGGCCGCGUGAAGUGGUGGCGUCCAAACGGACCCGACUUCCGCUGCAUCCCGGACCGCUACCGCGCGCAGCGGGUGCAGAUGCUGUGUCCCGGUAGCGCGGCGCCGCGCGCGCGCAAGGUGCGUCUGGUGGCCUCCUGCAAGUGCAAGCGCCUCACCCGCUUCCACAACCAGUCGGAGCUCAAGGACUUCGGGCCGGAGACCGCGCGGCCGCAGAAGGGUCGCAAGCCACGGCCCCGUUCCCGGGGCGCCAAAGCCAACCAGGCGGAGCUGGAGAACGCCUACUAGAGCGCUCCCGCGCCCACGCAGCCCCGGCGCGAUCCGACUCGUUUUUUUAUUGUAAAAGCCUGCAGCCCAGGCUAGGGGCGCUAAACCUUCCAGGCCCUGCGGAGUCCCCAACCCGUAGAGUCCCCUCGCCCUCUUGCCCGCUGAGGGGGUUCCCGCAGGUCAAGAGAGGGAGUUGAGUCAUUGACACUGAGUCACUCUGCCCAGUCUGCCCCCGUGUGUGUGUGGGGGGGAGGGGAUUGGGGGCUUUUCUACCCUCGCCGGUCCCCUACAGGACAAGGUAGCAUUUUCACCGUAAAGGGAGCUGAGUGUGAAAGCACUUGGGACUGGCUGCGGAAAGAUCACUCACCCUCACUCUGCUGUAAAGCCCGGUGUGCAAGAACACGGGACCAGAAAGGGUUUCUGACCCUGGCUUGGCCACUGAGUGUGAGGUUGGGCUACGUGGUUCUCUUUAGGUACCUCAGUUGCCUCCUUUGUAAAAUAUGGAUCAGGAUGGAGAUUAGACCCUCCAAGGACUCUUCUGAGAUUCCAAGGAUUGGGCAAAUGGAGGGGGACAGAGAGGGAAUGAGGUAGAAAGAGGGGGGCGGGGAGAGACCUCUGGUUGGCAACCUCCUGGAAGAGGUUGUUAAUUCCCAACCUGGCCUCCCAGAUGUUCGGCUACCCCCUAUUCCUUCAUCUCAAAUUUGCCUUCAGCUGAGGUAGAGAAGGACAGGGUUCUAGAGAUGGUGACAGAAAUCUCACCCCUGCUCCCCGAAGAUCGGUUUCCUACCCUCUCCCACUGCCUUGCCAUGUUUUAAACGGAUUUUCUACACCACAGUUUAUAAGGUCAUUGGGGGAAACUGGGCUUGCCAGCCGCUUCCAACCAAAGAUGUCUCCUUCCAGGACACCUCCUCCCGCCUGCCGCCCACGGACACGUUUCUGUCUAGAAAAACAGUGUCUUAUGCUCUCCUUAGCGAUGGCGUAUUAAACAGAAUAAUAACGGGGGGAGGGGCCAGUGCUGUACAUAUGCAGAGAAGCUGGGAGGUGCCACAGCCGCCACCCACAAGUCCUUUUGUAAAUCAUUUCCAGACACCUCUUACUUUCUGUGUGUAGAUUUUAACUGUUAAAAGGGGAGGGGGGGGAGGAAGAAUGUUUUUAAGGGAAGAGCACACGGGGCAGGGAGGCCCCUGGGGCUAGCCUGGUGGGUUUGGCAAACUUUCUGUGCGGUUCUCAUCCACUAGAAGGGAAGCCGUGGUUUCUGAAGAGUUCAGCGACAUAUUUAUUUUCUCAUUUAAGUUAUUUAUGCCAACAUUUUUCUCGUAGAGGA